Arctia plantaginis is the source of this 2379-nucleotide messenger RNA. NCBI's taxonomy places the organism in Eukaryota, Metazoa, Arthropoda, Insecta, Lepidoptera, Erebidae. The record is from the annotation of a GenBank genome assembly.
AUGAGAGCAUUUCAGAAGUACACCUUCCAGAAGAUGUUAGUUCCCAAUCCUGCUGAUAUAAAGAUGUUUUCAAAAAGUCUGCUCUUCUUACUGUUCCUGGUAUCAGCACAAAGUCAGGAUGAUGGAAAAGACGUGUCGUGCACUUUGGAUGAUGGAUCAAUUGGCGAAUGUGUCCCGUACUACCUGUGCAACCUCAACAAGACUAUCGAGGACGCGGGCCAGAACAUUAUCGAUAUCAGGGCCGGGGACGAUGAAGGUGGCUGCGAGUCAUAUCUCGACGCAUGUUGCAAGUCUGAGGACAAGCAAGAAACUCCUGUUACACCGAAGGUAGAACCAAUGGAACAGCGGCAGGGUUGUGGAUGGCUCAACCCAAAUGGAAUAGGUUUCAGUAUCACAGGAAACGUCGAUGGAGAGGCCAAUUACGGAGAGUUCCCUUGGAUGGUUGCAGUUCUGAGAGUUGAACUUGUUGAUGAAGAUGACCCUACUGGUACCAAGCUGAGCCUGUACGUGGGUGGUGGCUCUCUGAUAACACCCAACGUGGUUUUGUCAGCGGCACAUUACGUCGCCGCAAACAAUUCAUUCAAGAUCAGAGCUGGAGAGUGGGAUACACAGACUACUAAAGAGAUCUAUCCCCAUCAGGAAAGGGAUGUCAUCUCUAAGGAGAUACACGCCAAUUUCCAUCCAGGGACCCUAUUCUUCGAUGUAGCCCUCUUGUUCCUUAAGAAGCCAGUGGAACUGGCGAAGCACAUCGGGCUAGUAUGUUUGCCACCGCCAAAACUGAUAACUGCCGCCGGCACCAGAUGCUUCGCCACUGGCUGGGGAAAAGACAAAUUUGGAAAAGAUUCUCGUUACCAGACUCUGUUGAAGAAGAUCGAUGUUCCUGUGGUGGAGCGAAACGCCUGUCAAGCAGCUCUUCGCAAGACCCGCCUUAGCAAAUAUUUCAAGCUGCACGCUUCCUUCAUGUGUGCUGGCGGGGAGAAGGACAAGGAUGCCUGCAAGGGAGAUGGUGGUUCUCCUCUUUCUUGUCCUAUCGAGCAACACAAAGGACGUUAUAUGCAGAGUGGUAUAGUCGCCUGGGGUAUCGGAUGCGUUUUGUAUUUGGAAACAUAUUUUCGUAACAAGAUGUUCAAAACAUUGCCGCUUCUACUAGUACUGGCAGUGGCCCACUGCCAGGUGGGAAACAAUGGUGAUCUGGAAUCUGUGAUUCAAGGUAUCUUCGGUACUCCCAACGACAACGUGACAGUGACGUCCCUUGUAGACAAAAAGGGACCUUCGACGAUUGUACCUCCCAUCAACACCAAUAAGGGUGAUGAUAGCGAUCUAUCCUGUACCAUGGAUGAUGGCAGUACCGGUGAGUGUGUUAACUACUACCUCUGCGACAAAAACAAUACAAUUAUUGACGACGGCGCUGGUGUUAUUGAUAUUCGUGGCGGCGGGGGUCCCUGCGAGUCAUACAUGGACUCAUGUUGUUUGCCUCGCAACGUCAGACAACCAGACAACCCUAUCAAACCCCCACCACAGCCAACGAGAGAAGGCUGUGGAUGGCGCAAUCCUAAGGGUGCUGACUUAAGGACUACCGGCGAGACUGCUGGAGAGACCAAGUUUGGAGAGUUCCCUUGGAUGGUUGCCAUACUCAAGAUCGAACCCGUCAACGAAAGCGAGCCUGAUGGUCAGAAGCUGAACGUAUACGUCGGUGGUGGGUCCCUGAUCGCACCCAGUGUAGUUCUUACGGCUGCCCACUAUGUAGCUAGUUCUAGUGCUUUAAGGAUCAGAGCUGGAGAGUGGGACACUCAGAGUACGAAGGAGAUUUAUCCGUUCCAGGACAGAGAUGUCGCCUCUGUGGAAGUACACAAGGAUUUCAACAAAGGAAACCUAUUCUACGAUGUUGCUCUCCUAUUUCUGUCCGAGCCUGUGGUUUUGGCUCCUAACGUAGGAGUAGCCUGUUUACCACCACCACGGCAGAGAACUCCUGCUGGCACUGAGUGCUUCGCUACUGGAUGGGGAAAAGACAAAUUCGGCAAGGAAGGACGUUACCAAGUGAUUAUGAAAAAGAUUGAAAUUCCAGUAGUAGAACGAAACGCUUGUCAGACAGCUCUUCGCAAGACUCGUCUUGGUAGAUUCUUCCAGCUGCACACUUCAUUCAUGUGCGCCGGCGGUGAGAAGGGCAAGGACACCUGCAGAGGAGACGGAGGAUCUCCACUAUCCUGUCCUAUUCAGUACGAAGAAGAGCGUUACAUGCAGAGUGGUAUUGUGGCGUGGGGCAUUGGGUGCGGUGAGGAUGGCACCCCAGGUGUAUACGUGGAUGUCUCCUUCGUGAGAGAUUGGAUCGACGACAAGAUAGUAGGCAAGGGUGUGGACCCUAGAAUUUACUCUGUCUAA